UCUGUCUGCAUUUCACAUGGAUAAUUACACCAGUGAUGAAGACAUAGACAAUGAGUUUGACACCCAGCUCAUCAUUCAACAGAGUUUACAGGAUAUUCACAAGCCGGAAACUACACAGCAGUCACCUGAAGAUGAGAGCUUUUUGAUUGCAGACUGUAAGAGGAUAGUUGAAACAAUAGAGACAGUUAAGUACUCUUCCUAUUCUAUCCCCUUCAACUUGUGGUAAGAUGUAAUGGUGACAACUGGUAGCAUUUCCCCUCUAAGUUCAGGAAGCCUAGAAGCAGGAUCUCCCAAGUGCCGAACACUAUGGGGUCAACAGCUAAUUGUCAAGAGUCUGAUGGGGCCUUUCCUGGGAGAAACUACUUCAGCAAAAUUUAGCAAACAGCUCCUGGGCUCCUCGGUGGACAGAGCUGUUUUCUGUAUGUAACAAGAUGACGGGUAUUCACAGGUCCAGGUGGUAUGGAAUGCUAGAUGAAAGGCCUUACUGCUUGUUUGUCCUAUGCCAUUUAAAUUUGUCUUUCAUUAAAGGUAGUGCUAGAAUACUGUUGUCUCAUGCACUAACCUUGAUGAUGGAAUUCAGAAGCAGUAUGGGCUGCCUUGUAUAUGUGCCAAAUGUGAAUAUGUUCUCAUUUGACUUGUUAAUAGGUAAGGAAGAUGUAUUGUCAGGGUUGACCAAGUACCAUUCUGCUUUUGAUGAAGCAGAUGAGAUAGGCUGGCUUCCUCUCCAUAAGGCUGCAGUGCAAUUAAAUAAGAACAUUUUGGAAAUAACCCUGAAAGCUUCAAAACCCAGUGUGUGGGAGCAAACCACCAACAAUGGUGAAACACCACUUUUUUUGGCUGUCAGCCAUUGCCUCUUAGAAAAUGUCUGUUUUCUUCUUCUCAAUGGCUGCAAUCCAAAUGCCAAGAAUGUCGAAGGCAAUUCUCCUCUUCUUACAGCUGUUCUACAGGACUCCUACGAUAUGGCCGCCUUGCUGAUCAGCCAUGGAGCAGAUGUCAAUCUGCGGUGUGUCAAUGAGAAGACAGCUCUCCACGAAGCAGCCAGGCUGGGCAGACGGGACAUAGUGAAGCUCCUGCUGGUUUCUGGGGCCCACCCUGACCCAAAGAGCUCCUACGGAUUCACUCCUCUUGCUCUUGCUGCCCAAAGCGGACACACUAAAACCAUGGAACUAUUACUGCAGAAAGGAGCUAAUGCUCUUGGUCAGGCCUCUGAUUCUUCUUCCAUCUUACUUGAAGCAGCUAGUGGAGGAAAUCCAGACUCUGUAACUCUCUUGCUAGAGUAUGGAGCUGAUGCCAACAUCCCUAAGAAUUCAGGCCACCUGCCCAUUCAUGUGGCAGCUGACAGAGGCCACUUGUUAGCUCUGAAGAUUUUGGUUCCAGUCACAGAUUUUGCUGCCAUUAAGCGGAGUGGCAUCAGUCCAGUUCACUGUGCAGCAGCAGGAGCACACCCCAAAUGCCUGGAACUUCUCAUCCAGGCUGGGUUUGAUGUAAAUUUCAUGCUAGAUCAGAGAAUUCGCAAACACUAUGAUGACCACAGGAAGUCAGCUUUGUAUUUUGCUGUAUCAAAUGGUGACCUCUCUUCAGUUAAGCUGCUUCUGAGUGCUGGAGCUCUGCCUAAUCAAGACCCAGUUAACUGCCUCCAGGUAGCCCUAAGGAUGGGCAACUAUGAGCUGAUAAGCCUGCUGCUACGGCAUGGGGCCAACGUUAAUUACUUCUGCAAAGUGAACCCUUUACAUUUCCCAUCAGCACUUCAAUACACGCUGAAAGAUGAAGUCAUGCUCAGGAUGCUGUUGAAUUAUGGGUAUGACACAGAGCGAUGCUUUGACUGUCCUCAUGGAGACAAAGUUCAUCCUUUCUAUACUUUUGUUGAAGGCUGGACAUCUACAGUUAUCAAAGAUACUAUGUUCUGCGAAGUAAUAACUUUGUCAUGGCUGCAACAUCUCUCUGGAAAGGUUGUUCGAGUGAUGCUUGAUUAUGUUGAUCAAGUUAGGAUCUGUUCAAAGUUGAAAGCUGUGCUCCAAAAACAGAGGCUCUGGUCAGAAAUCCAUUUUAUCUUGACAAACCCUCGCUCCCUGAAACAUUUGUGCCGCCUCAAGAUCCGGAAGUGUAUGGGACGUUUACGUUUGCGCUGCCCCAUCUUCAUGUCAUUUCUUCCGUUACCCAAUCGUCUAAAGGCAUAUGUCCUUUACAAAGAAUAUGACCUUUAUGAACAAGGAAUUUUCACAGGAACCUGGUAAUCAAACUAUUCUGGAUGAAAAGGUAUAUAAUUCCACAGAUGUCUUUCUUAAAAUGUGACUUGUUACAUUGAUUCAUAUUUCUCACUUUACCUAGCAACUAAAAUCUCAAUGCAGUCUACAUUCUUUAAAAAGUCACUCUGAACAUAGCCUCUCAACAGAUGGCUGGCAUUCUGAAAGGCAGUUUUGUAAAAAUAAAACCCAAACAGUAAAAAUUUCAAUUAACUAAGAUACAUCAGUUCUAAUACUGUAUUCAUCUUACAUUAAAUGUAUAAAUCCACAUUUCUACAUGCUCAAAAUAAUAAAUGCUACCUCUGAUAAUUCAUAAUUCUUAACAGUAAUCCUUCUUAUAGAGAAGUACAUAUAUAAAAUGUCUUAGUGACUGCAGUGAAUAAAGUAUUGACCCCAGUACAUGACCCUAAAAUUAGCUGUUCUUGUACAAAAGUCCCAAGGCCAGUUUAUUGUCUGUUUACUUGCCGAGUCCAUUACUGAGGUAAUUCAGUUAAUUGAAAGAGAACCUUCAAUUGCGAUUUCAUCAUUAAUGGGAUACAUGCGUUCCUUCUUCCUACAAAACCCUGGCUAAGGGUUGCCAUUUAUUGGUUAAUGUGAUCACUACAAGUGUUUUCAAAUGGAUGAUGGCUUAUGAUUUCUGUACUGAACCUAGUCGACUACUAGACACAGAGGAGGGGCUCACUGAUAGAAGCAGUUAUAGGUGUUAGUUUAAAAUUUUAUUUCUAUAUAUUCUAUGCUGCAUUUAAGUACAGGUUUCUGUAUGUGGAAGCGAGGAAGGAAACUAAGAAGACAUUCAUUCAGCCAUACCUGUGUACCAUUAUAUGGCACAUCAACAGAGAGAACAGAGAGGCAGCAUGAUGACCACAGGCCCAGUCAGUUAUAGCUUGAUGUUUAUAUGUUUAGUCUUAGCAUACUUUUUUUUUAGCAUAAUAUAGUCCUUCUUAAGGAAACUGAAGUUAUAUGAUUUCUUUCUAAUGUAGGAAUUCAUGGCUAUACAGACUAUUUCAGUAAGCACAGACUUAAAAUUACUAAUAAUACAGUUUUCACAUAAAAAAUUUGCAAAAUUAGCUGGCAUGAAUAGUUUUUAUUUUUUUAAAUCAAAUUGUGGUGUGGUGUGGUUUAUAAAUGGGUGCUAGAUUAUAUGUAUGUCGAUACACAAAUAUAUUUAAGAUAUACAUGCACCUAGAUAAAUUACAUAAUUCUGAAGUUAAUUUCAUCUACUCCCUGGACCUUCUACAAGUGUAUACAUUUUACAAAAUUCAAAACAAAUUAAAACAAACUGCCAGUAGAAGAACAGAACUUGGUAAGUGCUACAGGAAACCAUAAAGAGCACAGGGGAUGAAUAUGCAUUAGUAUUAAAACUACAGGCCCAAGCCACUUAAGCUGGUGUACACAAUAACCUGACCCUUUAAAUUACAGGAAUUUCUUUGAAUAGGACCCAAUAUAGCAAGUAUACAUUGUAACAUGUCUAGGGUAAUUAUUGAAAAUUCUCUUAAUUUUUCUAAAGGAAAAAAGUCACUAGAUAUGAAUUAGUAUUAUUUCCCCAUAAGUGACAUUUUUUUCCCAUUUUAGCUGUUAUGGAAUUGCAAUAGGGUUAGAUGUGUAAUAACAGUAUCAUAACAGAUUAAGAAAAAGUCCAAUUGUUUUAUAAGCAUCAUUUGAAAUUACUUGGAGAAGUAAAAUUCAGAGUAUAUAUCAAAUAUUUCAUACAAAAAAGACUAUAAAAAAAUCAUGGACUUUAUUAUACAUUAAAAAUAUCCUAACAGCAUAUUUCCUGAAGCCUUGUCAGGAAUACUUAUUUUGACAAAAUGAAAAAAUAAGUUCUUCACUCCACAUGUAUACCACCAUUACAUAAAGUCGAGUUUUUCAAAUUUAAUUCUAAAGGGAAAUGAAGCAUAAUUUUUAAUUGUAUAUGCAUGAUUAACAAUAUCAGUGAAAUAUGAACCAAUUCACUUACAUUACAAAAUCACCAAAUAUACAAAGUGGUUUUGCACAUUAGUUAUAACUUAAUCCCCAGUUCUCAUAUUAACCUAAGUAAAUUACACGAGUACAGCCACAAGAGAUUAGUUAAAAAGUAUAAUAUAGUUCCAGUUUCAAAUUAUUAUGUAUUAUUAAUUAAUACGGAAGAAAAAAAUCUCAUGAAAGAAAA
This is a messenger RNA of Orcinus orca (killer whale), 4392 nucleotides long. RefSeq names its product ankyrin repeat and SOCS box containing 14 (gene ASB14). Gene Ontology annotation, cellular component: cytoplasm. The record is from RefSeq and is a predicted model, not a curated record. The coding region runs from base 432 to 2234 and encodes 600 amino acids. Gene Ontology annotation, biological process: intracellular signal transduction. NCBI's taxonomy places the organism in Eukaryota, Metazoa, Chordata, Mammalia, Artiodactyla, Delphinidae. Gene Ontology annotation, molecular function: protein binding. The transcript has 8 exons.